Messenger RNA from Gadus chalcogrammus (walleye pollock), 5388 nucleotides. RefSeq names its product TNF receptor-associated factor 3 interacting protein 1 (gene ift54). Gene Ontology annotation, molecular function: microtubule binding. Lineage: Eukaryota; Metazoa; Chordata; Actinopteri; Gadiformes; Gadidae. Gene Ontology annotation, cellular component: axoneme; centrosome; ciliary basal body. Gene Ontology annotation, biological process: intraciliary transport; cilium assembly; regulation of microtubule cytoskeleton organization. The record is from RefSeq and is a predicted model, not a curated record.
GCGGACCCUUCGCGCAUGCGCGUUCCCUCGGGUAACGAUGCACUGUGGGGAUCUAAGGGCAUAGCAACAAACCCAGACACUCACUCAACUUUAACGCCUAGAUAAAGUAUCAAUCGGCGGGUGUGUCCGCUUAAACUGCUGCCAUGAACGGGGCGGUGGUGAAGAAGACACAGGACACGCUGGGUAAAGUCAUCAAAAAGCCUCCUCUGACCGACAAACUGCUCGGCAAGCCGCCGUUUCGAUACCUCCACGACAUCUUCAGUGAGGUGAUCCGGACCACAGGCUUCAUGAAAGGUCUGUACGUGGAGAACGACAUGAAGUCGGACAAUGUCAAGGAGAAAGACUCUAAGAUCGCCUUCCUCCAGAAGGCCAUAGACGUGGUGAUGCUGGUGAGCGGCGAGUCGCUGGCGGUCAAGCCGGCGCGCAUCGUGGCAGGACACGAGCCUGAGCGGACCAAUGAGCUGCUUCAGGCCAUCGCCAAGUGCUGCCUCAGCAAGAAGUCCAGCGAGGCACGCAGUGAGGGGGCCUAGCCGGGAGAAGGUGUUGACCCAAAGUCCAAGGCCUCCACCUCGUCCUCCCGCUCCCAGGACAAGGAGAACCGGGACGGACGCGAGAGACAGCCCGACCGAGAGGAGAAGAGAGAAAUCCUGGAGCGGAGCGGGAGCCAGGAGCAUAAAGACCCGGAGCAGCCCAAAGAGCCAGAGGUGCGACAGGACACCAGAGAGAGACAGAGGACCCGGGAGAGGCGAGGCAAGGAGAGGGACAAGGAGAAGGAGAAGGAGCCACACAAGGAGAAGGAAAAGGAGCCACACAAGGAGAAGGAGAAGGAGCCACACAAGGAGAAGGAGAAAGACAGGGAGCGGGAUAAAGACAAGGAACGCCAUCGGGAAAAGGAUAGAGGCCGGGAGAACGACAGGGAGAAGGAAAGGGAGAAAGAUCCAGAACGAGCAAAAGAUCGGGAUAAGACGAGGGACCGGGAUUCCCACCGGGAGAAAGAGCGGGACAGGCGGAGAGAGCGGGAUAAAGAGCGGGAGCGGCCCAAGGAGGGCGAGGAGAGAGGAAAAGCUCUAGAGAGAGGCGAUAGAAAGAGCCCAAAGUGCCUGGAUGACCAAAAGGCCGAAGUCCCAGCCAAAGAACCCAGCAAUAGUCAAGCUAAACUCUCCAGUAAGGCAUCUCCUCCCCAGACUUUGCUGAAGAGGAUGCCCCUGAGUUGGAUUCAGUUGUGUCUGUUUUGUUUAUUCCAGUCAGAAAGUCUGGCAAGAAUACCGCGGCCCUCGUCUGCCAAAGGACAGAGACGUAGGCCAAAGGUCACAGGUCAAGAUGAAUCUGACAGUGAAGGAGAAGGAGAAGCUGCAGCAGCAGCAGCAGCAGAGAGAGCUGGAGCCCCUCAAGAGAACGGAGACGCAUCGGACCCCCAAGCCAACACCACCCCCAGCAGCAGACAGAUCCCCCGGCCAAGCAGCGCCCGCCCGGCCCCUCCCAGGGUCAAGAGACAGGACGGCCACCCUGACGUCCCCCCACCAGAGAGGCUGGCCAGUGCAAAGCCCCCGGCCGCUGUCAUCAUGGAGGGCAAGAAGCAGUCUGAGGACGAGGAGGACGAAGAUGAGCAAUUCCUAGUAGAGGAGGCGGCCCUCCUUCUACCCGAGAUGCCUGACCUGGAGGUGGCAAACGCAGUGGAGCUGAAUGGAGACGAGAAACACGGUGGUCUUGUGAAGAAGAUCCUGGAAACCAAAAAAGAUUAUGAAUCAUCGCCAUCGUCCCCCAAAUCCAAAGAGCAGGGCCCGGUGUCGGACGCGGCCCAGAGGAAGGCCCGUGACCUGGUGGGCCGCGAGAUGGAGCGGCUGCGGGGCUCGGUGCAGACGGUGUGCCGCAGCGCCCUGCCCUUGGGCAAGAUCAUGGACUACAUCCAGGAGGACAUGGACUCCAUGCAGGCCGAGCUGCUGGCCUGGCGCCGGGAGAACCUGCAGCACGCCGCCGCCCUGCAGGAGGAGCAGAGAACUACUGACCGGUCUGUGGAGCCCCUGCAGAAAGAGCUAGUGGAGCUGGAUCAGCUGAUCAGGGACCAGCAGGACAAGAUCUGUGCGGUCAAGUCCAACAUCCUGAGGAACGAAGAGAAGAUCCACAAAAUGGUAACAAGCAUCGGCCUCUCCUCCCGGACCUGAGAGCCCACCGGACACCAUUCAAUAAAACCACCGUCAGAACCUGGGAAGGUUUAGAACGUUCCAUUAUGUAAAACCACCUGAGGAGGCUUAGAACGUCAGAUUAUGUAAAAACACCUGAGGAGGCUUAGAAUGUUCCAUUCAAUGAAACUACCUGAGGAGGCUUGGAACGUUCCUUUUAAUAAAACCACCUGAGGAGGCUUAGAACGUUCCAUUAUGUAAAACCACCUGAGGAGUUUUAGAACGUUCCUUUAUGUAAAACCACCUGAGGAGGUUUAGAACGUUCCAUUAUGUAAAACCACCUGAGGAGGUUUAGAACGUUCCAUUAUGUAAAACCACCUGAGGAGUUUUAGAACGUUCCAUUUGAUAAAACCACCUGAGGAGGUUUAGAACGUUUCAUUUAUAAAACCACCUGAGGAGGCUUAGAACGUUCUAUUAUGUAAAACCACCUGAGGAGGUUUAGAACGUUCCAUUAUGUAAAACCACCUGAGGAGGCUCAGAACGUUCCAUUUAAUAAAACCAUCUGAGGAGGCUUAGAACGUUCUAUUAUGUAAAACCACCUGAGGAGGUUUAGAACGUUCCAUUAUGUAAAACCACCUGAGGAGGCUUAGAACGUUCCAUUUAAUCAAACCACCUGAGGAGGCUUGGAACGUUCCAUUUAAUAAAACCACCUGAGGAGGCUUAGAAAGUUCCAUCAUGUAAAACCACCUGAGGAGGUUUAAAACGUUCCAUUUAAUAAAACCACCUGAGGAGGCUUAGAACGUUCCAUUUAAUAAAACCCAUGGAGAAGGCUUAGAAAGCUUGAUUAAAUAAAGACACUUCUGAACAUGACAAGGUUUAGAUCCUUCCUUUAAUAAAACCCCCUGAAGAGGCUAAUAACGUUCCAUUAAAUAAGAACACCAGACGAGGCUUAGAACCUUUUCUUUAAUCAAAGCAGGCCAGGAUAUGAGAAGGUUUAGAAUGUUUUAUUGAAUAAAACCACGUGAGGAGACUUAGAACGUUCCAUUCAAUAAAAACACCUCAGAACCUAAGCACGCUUAGAACAUUCCAUUAAAUCAGACCACCAUCAAGUAUGAAAAGGCUUAGAACGUUCCAUUCAAUAAAACCAUCACAACCUGAGGCCACUAGGAACGUUCCAUUAAAUAAAACCAUCAGAUCAGGCUGGUUAUAAUUCUUUAAUUAAUGACACACAUGUAAUUUAAUCUAUUGGCCAAAAGGGAGGAGGGGUGGGGGUUUCAACAGGUCCAGAAAUCGAGCACUUGCUGGACGUCCGAGGAAAGAAAUUUUUCCUCCAGUUCGCCUUGACUUGUGGACCAAGUGGAAACUACCUGUCUGGCGCUGCAGAAUCACAUUCUAGACAACCAGCCAGAUGUUGAACGAUCUUAUUUAACUAAUAAAAGUAAGCUUGAAUGACCAUGAUCUUUUUUGCUGUGAGCCGUCGCCGGCCAGCAGACGGGAGAACGCUCGCCCCCCCGAUCGGUAGACAACAUAAAGAUCCUCUUUUAGCGCGGAAAACCAACCAGCGCACCAACUGGCAGCGCACGCAGGUACAGUCUGCUGCACCAGAAGCUCUGCACAUUUCAUUAGUACUGACUUUGCUACAAACAUAGAUCUGCUUCACACGGCGCCAUCAUCAGACUGGCUGUUGUAUUAUUCCUAUUAUAUUUGUACUUAUUAUAUUCCCAUUUACCCCGAUAGGAAAAACCCACAUGCCAAGUUAACCCGUGUCCAACCGACAGCAGUCUGUGGUAAAUCCUUUUCUUAUUCAGUGCUUGGUCUGCUGUGCGGUAGUUUGAGGCCAGCCAGGCACGUUCCGUCUCCAUCCAUCCUGGCUUCCAUCAGGCUGCACGUCACUUCAGACAAGCGAGCUAUGAUGGCUGAGGUGGAGCUUUAGUAUACUUAUGCUUUGUAGUAUGCUCCUUUUUUUUUGUUAUUUUUUAUCUUUAACUCUUCCCUCCUCCCUUUUGAAAGCAAUACACGGGACAGCUACCUUACUGUACAGGAACUGUAUCCAUGUCAGUAGCACUGAGGCACUUUGAAUGUGGUCAACCUGACAACGGUUAUUGAUUGUUUGUUUAUUGAAAAUUGUUUGGAUGACGAGACAAAAUGUAAAGCCCUUUUCUAGUAGAUGAUGAAUUCGGGACCAGAUCUUUUAUAGCAGGAUCAUUUCUCGUAAGGAACCAGUUGUGACUGGAUGCACCUCUCCACGUCUGUCGACUCUAACAACAAUGUCCCUAAACACCAUGUGUCGACCCCUGCUCCCCGAACCAUGGACUGUACUGCAGGAGUUGCCAAACUAUUUGUCUCCGUGAAGGACUAACGGGGAAGUACAGGAUUGUACAACGUCUAGCUUGGCAAUAGUUGUAUGAUUAUUUUAUGAGGCUAAGUGGAGCGAUUUAAGAUUGUGUUUGUUUUGUUACUUUGUCAAACUUGCCUGUUGAAAAAUUGUAGAUUCCUCUGUUUUUCUUUUUUCUCUACAAGCAAAGCAAUACUUGACUAGUUUACUGAAGUAAAUGGCUGGUGAUAGGACUACGGUUUCAAAAUACAAAAAUAGAAUUUAGACAUUUCCAAUAAUAAUUGUAUUGCUUGCCGUCAUCUCUGUACGCACAGAAGACCUACCUGGAGGGAAAGUAAUGGAAAAUAUACAUGUUUGUCUCAGUGAUUCUCUUUCGUUAUGGUACGUCUCACAAAGGGUUCACGAAUGUACUCAAGAAUACUCUUUAUUUGUAAUGUCAGUAUUAUAGUUGGACCAUCACACCAACACACAUACAUGUACAAGCAGACAUUAAAGAAGAGCUGCACAACAUAGAUAAUUAGAUUGUAUACCUGAAUGCCGGCAGAUCUGUCUGAACGCUUUCUUCCAAAAAUGAGUUUCUGUAUGUUUUUUUUUAUGAAAGGAACAUUGACAGUGUAAAUUCUAUGUACCAUAUCCCCAUUUUGUCUUUUCAAUUGUAAAUGAUGUAUAUCAAGAGUCUGUAUCAUAGUUCAAAUAAUUAUACUUUUUGUAGUGGAGUGAUAUUAAACGGUAACAUUUUAAUAAGAAUGUGUCUUGUGUCAUUUAAAGAGGAAAAAAAAUGGUUUUGAGUCCCUGAAGGUUGGUAGUGAGGAGUGAGUGAACGAAUGAAUUGAGCUCCGUGGAAGCCCAUAGCUAAUGGGAGCUCGACCAGAUAAUGUCCAUUUAAUGAGCGGUCUGGAUUGCCCACAUUGUAUUACAGGGCUGAAAGGCAUG